Molecule: messenger RNA, 717 nt
Organism: Penicillium mononematosum
Lineage: Eukaryota; Fungi; Ascomycota; Eurotiomycetes; Eurotiales; Aspergillaceae
Exons: 4
Coding region: 1-717 (238 amino acids)
Biological process (GO): spliceosomal complex assembly; regulation of mRNA processing; protein phosphorylation
Molecular function (GO): ATP binding; protein kinase activity
Source: RefSeq, a predicted model, not a curated record
AUGUUCUCGUCGCUUCUGCGAUCUUUGCCCCAGCUAGGACGGAGAUGGAAUCCUCUUGACUUCUCCAACCCGAACUUCGUUCGGAUACCCGAGAGGCAAAAGAUUGAAGAGGAGACUCUCCCAUAUUAUACUGCCUCGCAGUAUUAUCCAACUCGAAUAGGAGAAGUCAUCAAGGAGCGAUACCAAGUCAUCGGCAAAUUGGGAUUUGGAUCUACAUCAACUGCGUGGCUUGCGCGAGACAUGAAUGAACGACGUUAUGUCAUGCUCAAAAUAUUCGUCCAGGCUGCAUCCAUGGGCCAGCAUGUGGAUAACGAGGUUAAUAUGUACAGACAUAUCAAGGCCGAUAAUAUCAUGUUCGGCAUCAGGGAUGAUUCAGUCUUCACUGACUUCGAGGAGUCUGAACUUCAACACCCUGUGCCGAGGAAGGAGGUAGACAAAGACGGGAGAAUAAUCUACACGUCACAGGAACUCAAAGUACCCAAGCGACCCGGUGCCCCAGUUCUUUGCGAUUUUGGUUCGGCCAUGGUCGGUGAUUUUCUCGCUCCUGAUUUAUUGACCGAUCAGAUUCCGCUUGAGGAAAGGGAAACUACCCUCGAGGGGAGUGUGGAGAGAGAGGCUUUCUUGCGUUUCAUGCGCAAAAUGCUGCAGUGGGAACCUGGCAAACGUAGCUCCGCUAAGGAGCUGGCGGAGGAUGAAUGGAUCCACAGCCAUAUGUAA